AGGCCCUAACCCCAAGGCGGAAGGAGCUUGAUCACUUGAUCACCGAAAAAAUGGCGCCGCAAUCAGAAUUUUUCGUGUAUAAAAACGCUGGGACAUGGCUGUAGCCGCAUUCCCUUCUCUUCCGACUUUGCUUGCGAAAGCUACAUUAUCCCUAUUAUUCCUACGCCAACACAAAGCAUGUUCUGUGGUUUCUGGGGCCUGAAGAUUGUGCCGGGCAAGACGUACUCGCAGACCGUUGAUGCGUCGUUCCGCGUCAGCAACGCUGCACUUGGCGAGACCAUCGGAGACUCUGGCCGCACCUCGGUGCUUCUGACUGUCGACGACAAGAGCUACGUUCUGUGCUCGCUGACCCCGGGCAAGAUCGAGCAGCAGAGCCUUGAUAUCUCUCUGACCGGUGGCGAAGAGAUUACGUUCGAGUCCACGGGCAAGAACGAGAUCCACCUGACAGGCAACUUUAUCAUCGAGGAGGACGACACAAACGAGGGCAGCGAGUCGGACGACGACGACGACGCGAUUGACUUCAGCAAGCUGUCGCCCGAGCAGGUGCAGGAGCUGAUCGAUGGCGGAUACAUCAACCCUGAGGAUGUCCUCCAGAGCCUGGGCGGUGAGGAUGACUCGGACGACGACUACGACUCGGAGGAUGCCGAGGCUGACGCGCAGCGGAUCAUUGAGAUGGACUCUGACGACCUGGAGGUGGAUGCGGAGGAGGAGCUCGAGAAGGAGGUCAAGAUCAAGGAGUCUGCCAAGGACGCAAAGAAGCGCAAGCUGGCCCAGGAGCAGGAGGCUGCUGCCAAGGAGGAGAAGAAGCGCAAGAUCGAGGAGGCCAAGGCCAAGAAGGCUGAGAAGGCCGAGAAGGCCGCCGAGAAGGCCAAGGCAAAGAAGCCCAAGCAGCAGAAGCUGGCCAGGCGGUGCGUCAAGAAGGGUGCUCGCGUCGGCAUGCACUAUAUUGGCAAGCUGACCAACGGCAAGGUGUUCGACCAGAACACCAAGGGCAAGCCGUUCUGGUUCCGUCUUGGUGUCGGCGAGGUCAUCAAGGGCUGGGAUGUCGGUGUUGCCGGCAUGAAGCGCGGCGGCGAGCGCCGGCUGACGAUCCCUGCGGCCAUGGCCUACGGCAAGCGCGGCGCGCCCCCAGAUAUUCCCCCGCACGCGACGCUGGUGUUUGACGUGCGCCUGAUGGAUUUCAAGAAAUAG
Linderina pennispora is the source of this 1191-nucleotide messenger RNA. RefSeq lists its product as uncharacterized. Bases 178 to 1191 code for a protein of 337 amino acids. Gene Ontology annotation, cellular component: chromatin; nucleolus. The record is from RefSeq and is a predicted model, not a curated record. Gene Ontology annotation, molecular function: peptidyl-prolyl cis-trans isomerase activity; macrolide binding. NCBI's taxonomy places the organism in Eukaryota, Fungi, Kickxellomycota, Kickxellomycetes, Kickxellales, Kickxellaceae. The transcript has 3 exons.